CCCUUUAAAUAUUAUUGUCACCUUCUUAUAUUUUCUAGUAUUUGCCUUAAACAAGUGUGCUUUUCCCCUCAUUUUCACCACCUCUUCCUCCUCAUCUACCAUUGCCUGUAACUUCUUAACUUCUUCUCAAUAAUUGACUCUUCAUUUCCAAAUGGAUCCACCGGAACACCCCGCCGGAAAGUCGCCGAAAAGAGAGCUCCAAGGCCCCCGGCCAACACCUCUUAAAGUACGUAAAGAUUCACAUAAGAUAAGAAAACCGCCGGUGGUGCCACAUCAGCAACACCACCAGCUACCACCUCAAGCUCCGCCACGACCGCCAGUUAUAAUAUACACCGUGUCCCCUAAGGUAAUCCAUGCAAACCCUAGUGAGUUCAUGACAUUAGUCCAAAGACUCACUGGACCUGGACCAGAUUCCUCGUCCUCAUUUUCCUCCUCGUCCUCUUCAUUCCCUUUUCAACAAAAUAUGAAUAUCGGUGCGAUAUCUCCAGCAGCUAGGUUUGCUUCGAUAGAGAAAACAAGAACCCUAGAAGGGAAAAAACCACAAAUUUGUGACAUUGAAAUGGUUGAAGGGAUAGAGACAAAUAGAGAAGUCGAAAGAAGUAGUGGACUUUUUCCAGGUAUUUUAUCUCCAAAUCCAGCUUCUCUUCCACCUAUACCAUCAAAUUUCUUCUCACCACUAUCUGAUCCAAAUCCUCUUGGAUUUUUCAAUGAUUUAAGUCCUGUAUUACACAGUAACAGGAAUUAUUUUGGACAUAGUUACUUGUCUAGCCCUUCAAAUUUUAUUUCACCUAGAAUAAUUCUGUCUCCAGGUACUCCAUCUUUAGACCUUUUCAGUAACCUCUUUGAUAUUUAACAAUAUAUUGAGAAAGAAACACAAAUAUGGAGACUUCUGCUCGAAUGUCACAUUUCAAGUCUAUGGAGUUCCAAUUAUUGUAAAGGGUGACAUUCACUGGGAAGACUUCUCAUUGGUAGGAAGUUCUUUAUCUUUUUUUUCCUCACGAAAAUUGAGGAGAAGCACUCUUGGGUCAUAUAUAGAAUUUCUAUUUCUCCUUUGUGAUACACGUAACACAUAUUAGUGUCUUUGAUACCAACAUUGUUUUUGGUAAUAUACUUUUUGGCUUGUAAUUUCUCAACACAACAUCCGUAAUCUAUUAAAUUCACCUCCUUGUUUCCUUGCGAUUAUAUCGGAAUAUAUU
Messenger RNA from Nicotiana tabacum (common tobacco), 1196 nucleotides. Its product is annotated as protein MKS1-like. Lineage: Eukaryota; Viridiplantae; Streptophyta; Magnoliopsida; Solanales; Solanaceae. Gene Ontology annotation, cellular component: nucleus. The record is from RefSeq and is a predicted model, not a curated record.